Molecule: messenger RNA, 406 nt
Organism: Amoebophrya sp. A25
Lineage: Eukaryota; Dinophyceae; Syndiniales; Amoebophryaceae
Source: the annotation of a GenBank genome assembly
AUAACGACGUCGAGCGUCGUUCUUCAGAGUCUCAAGUCAUCGCAGGAAUCUCUUCCACGGAUGAGGAGGAGAAAAUGCAAGUACCGAGACAGAGCAGGAUUGCGGAGCCUGGUGCCGCGCUGUCUUCUACAGCUAGUAAGAAUGAAUAUGAAACAACGAAGGAUCAUAGGGUCCUCGACCUCGUGAUGAAUGAUGCUGAUGUUUUUGAGGCGAAAUCGACGGAGGCUGGUGGAAGUGAGGUCAUGGCACAAGACGAAAUCGAAGAGGCGGUCAAAGCUAGAUUUCGCGAGGAAACAACAGAGGAGAAGAUGCACGAAGUUAUCGCAAAAGUAAGAGCAGACCACGUUGCUGGUGGCCAUGCGGGGCAUGCCACAAAAUCAUCGACAGUCGGGCCUGCAGAAUGUUU